CUCUCACAUGAUGAUCUCUUUAUAAUUUCUCUAUUCAGCCGGUCCCCCCCCCCCCACCCCACCCGCCUCCAGCCCUCCUCUUUAGUGUGGUCGUCUCGUCUCCUCAGCUGUUCUCAGAUCAGCUGUACCGGACGGUUCUCUCCAGCUGUGUGCGGCUCUCCCAGUCCCGCAGACAGGGUCGGCCAUGUUGUUGUGUGGUGGGGGUUGAUGUAAGUUCAGUAGUAGGAAGUAGAGGCUACGAGGAGCUGGGACACUUCAGGAUCUCACUUUUUUUUUUUUGCUGGAUUAAUCCUCUGCGAGGACAAUGACUGUCUCCUCCGUCCUCAAUGACUCUCGCGCUCCACUGAUUUAACUUCAGCGUCAAAUCUGUUCACAGUUUUUUUUUUUAUUUGAUCCAGCAGGAUAAAAUAUCCUGCAGCCUGAAGAUGAAGGCGGUUCGGUCCCUGUUGGAAUAACUCUGAUUUUUUUUUUCUUUUAUUGCCCGGAUCGGAGGUGAAGGAAAUAAAAGGAGGAAUCAAGAAGGAGAACGCGGAUUUGAGAAGGCAGGACGAGACGAUGGGCUGCGUUAAGAGCAAAGAGGACAAAGGUCCUACGAUGAAGUACCGGCCAGAGAACUCCACGUCGUCAGACCCCAACGCCACCAUAACCACGCCUCACGUGGGUCACUACGGACCGGAUCCCACCCAGCUGCCGCAGAACCAACCUCCCUCCUCUUCAUCGGGCUCUGGGGCGGCAAACUUCAACCACACCCUCACGCCGUUCGGCGGCCCGUCUGCCAUGACUCCCUUUGGAGGAGCGUCAUCGUCCUUCUCCGGUCCUGUGUCCAACUCGUUCUCUGGUGCCGUCUCAAGUGGCGUUACCUUCUUUGUGGCCUUGUACGACUAUGAAGCUAGAACAUCUGACGAUCUUUCCUUUAAAAAAGGGGACCGCUUCCAGAUCAUCAACAACACAGAGGGAGACUGGUGGGAGGCUCGCUCCAUCAACACGGGGAGAAACGGCUACAUCCCGAGCAAUUACGUGGCCCCUGCUGACUCCAUCCAGGCUGAAGAGUGGUACUUUGGUAAGAUGGGACGCAAAGAUGCUGAGAGGUUGCUGCUGAAUCCAGGAAACCAUCGAGGAACUUUCCUAGUGCGAGAAAGUGAAACCACUAAAGGUGCUUACUCUCUCUCCAUACGAGACUGGGAUGAAGCCAAAGGAGACAACGUCAAGCACUACAAGAUCCGCAAGCUUGACAGCGGGGGAUACUACAUCACUACCCGAGCACAGUUUGACACGUUACAGAAGGUCGUCAAACACUACACAGAGCAUGCCGACGGGCUUUGCCACAGGCUGACCUCGGUUUGCCCCACAGUCAAGCCGCAGACCCAGGGGCUUGCUAAAGAUGCCUGGGAGAUCCCCCGGGAGUCCUUGCGACUGGAGCUCAAACUGGGCCAGGGCUGCUUUGGAGAGGUCUGGAUUGGCACAUGGAACGGCACCACUAAGGUGGCCAUAAAGACGCUGAAGCCGGGCACCAUGUCGCCUGAGGCCUUCCUCCAAGAGGCGCAGAUCAUGAAGAAGCUCAGGCACGACAAGCUGGUGCCUCUUUACGCCGUGGUGUCUGAAGAGCCCAUUUACAUCGUCACAGAGUACAUGGCCAAAGGAAGCUUCCUCGACUUCCUCAAAGAGGGUGACGGCAAAUUCCUAAAGCUCCCCUUGUUGGUGGACAUGGCUGCACAGAUCGCUGACGGCAUGGCUUUCAUCGAGAGGAUGAACUACAUCCACAGGGACCUGCGCGCCGCCAACAUUCUCGUUGCCGACAACCUGGUGUGCAAGAUCGCCGACUUUGGCCUGGCCAGGUUGAUAGAGGACAACGAGUACACGGCGAGGCAAGGGGCCAAAUUCCCAAUUAAAUGGACGGCCCCAGAGGCUGCCCUGUACGGCCGCUUCACCAUCAAAUCAGACGUCUGGUCCUUCGGGAUCUUACUCACUGAGCUCGUCACCAAAGGCAGAGUGCCCUACCCAGGCAUGGUGAACCGGGAGGUACUGGAGCAGGUGGAGCGAGGCUACCGCAUGCCCUGCCCCCAGGGCUGCCCCGACUCCCUGCACGAGAUGAUGAAGCUCUGCUGGAAGAAGGACCCGGACGAGAGGCCCACGUUCGAGUACCUGCAGUCCUUCCUGGAGGACUAUUUCACCGCCACAGAGCCACAGUACCAGCCCGGAGAGAACCUAUAGCCUGCCUGGACCCGUAUCCCUACGCCUCGGAGGACACUUGCUUGAAGACACGAGCUCUUAAUUAUCUCGACGAAAAGUCGACUGGAAACCAAACUAACCAGUCGCAUAAACCACUACUUGCUCUACCCAUUCUUGAUUUUUUUUUUUUUUUUGCUUUCAGCAUCCGCCAUCAUUUCAUUUGACUUUGAUACUUGUUUUGUUUUCAUUGAUGGUACAAGUCUUACCUGUGUGUAAUGUUUGAUUUUCAAUGUGGAUUUUUUUUCACAAUGUCCAUUAAUGACUGUGGUAGAAAGAAGCAAAUGAAUUACAGUCAUGCUAAAUACACUACGUGUUUGGUUCUUUCUCAUGAACGCAGUCUGUUGCUGUAUAAAUAAGCUGUGAUAAUGCUUCGCAAUAGAAAAACAUGCGGUUUAAUGUGGAGAGCUCGCACUCCACUUAUCCUUCAAAUUGUAUUCUUUUGUGGUAAAUUGGUGAAUAAUGCAUCAGAACAAUGAAUUAUUAACAGAGAUAAUAUAUUAAACUAACAGGGAGAAGCUCUCAGGGGACUGGUGGUCGUUGUCACAGUCCACUUGACAGUAAUUAUUUAAAAGUAAAUCCCUCACAGCUUAAUUUAAGCUACACUUCAUCAGCUGCAGUGCAAUAUCUUAUGUGUUACAAAUCAGUGACUACAAUGAGACUGUGACAUGGUCUUUAAUGCCUUCCGAAUGUCUUAAAAUGCAUUUUGACUUUUUUUUGGUUUUACUGUUAUAUGUUCCUUUGUUAUCACAAAUCUUUAUCACAUUUUAUUCAUAUCACAUGGUUUCAUAGCUUCUAUUUAAAGACUUUCCUGACUGUCAAUCAUCAUCUAGAAAUCUCUGCUCAGACUUUUUUUUUUUACAACAAUGCCAUAAUUCUUUCUGUCCCUCACCGCCGAGGUUGUAUAAUCUCACUGCGAUCGCUACAGAGACGUGCUUACAUAAAGACAGCGUGGGUAAUGUGUCAGUGAGUUAAACAGCGAUGGAACUCGAGGACUUGCGGCUUCUCGCUGAGCCAGAAUGACGCUUCACGGAAACAAGACGUUUUUACGAGCUCUUUCUAAAAAGUGGAAAUCAUGAACAAAGCCACCAAAUAAACGGGAAACAACCGUUUAAUUGUCUGCAGUGUGACUGACUGAAUGUUCGUGUAUCUGAAGUGGCUCUGCAGAAACUACUUGUACAGCAAUGAUGACAGUUUUGUUUUUACAUCUUAUAUUUGCAUUUCGCUCCCUUUGACUCAUAGGGGACAGUAUUAUGACGUGAAGAACACUAAUUGUACGGCUGAGCUUGUAAAGAAGGGCUUUGUAUAUUACAAAAUCGUCAUUUUUUAAAGAUUAUUAAUAAAAAAAUGGAGAAGAUUGCAAAAUAUAUUUGGGAGGGAGGUAACGGGUGCAGUCUCAUCUGAGGAAUUUGUACAAUAAAG
Molecule: messenger RNA, 3648 nt
Organism: Anarrhichthys ocellatus (wolf-eel)
Lineage: Eukaryota; Metazoa; Chordata; Actinopteri; Perciformes; Anarhichadidae
Product: tyrosine-protein kinase Yes
Exons: 12
Coding region: 556-2211 (551 amino acids)
Biological process (GO): protein phosphorylation
Molecular function (GO): ATP binding; protein tyrosine kinase activity; protein binding
Source: RefSeq, a predicted model, not a curated record